Messenger RNA from Cottoperca gobio, 3265 nucleotides. RefSeq names its product Scm polycomb group protein like 2 (gene scml2). NCBI's taxonomy places the organism in Eukaryota, Metazoa, Chordata, Actinopteri, Perciformes, Bovichtidae. Gene Ontology annotation, molecular function: chromatin binding; histone binding. Bases 131 to 2176 code for a protein of 681 amino acids. The transcript has 14 exons. Gene Ontology annotation, cellular component: nucleus. The record is from RefSeq and is a predicted model, not a curated record. Gene Ontology annotation, biological process: negative regulation of DNA-templated transcription.
UGCGCGGAGCUGCAGCGAAUAUGGCGGCUUGCAUCUGAUAGAAAGUGAGGAUUCUCCCAUCAAAAUACAAAAAGCCAGCAACCUGUCUGACUCCAGCUCCUCUGCAGCCGCACGUUUAACUUCGGUCAUCAUGGGCCGAACACCACACAGAGAUCAAAAAGAGGAGAAAGAGAGACAAAGCAGCAUCACAGCAGGAUCCCCCCUCGACAAAUCUAAUGAACCGUUCAGUUGGGAAGACUAUCUGAGAGAAACGUCCUCCACUGCAGCGUCGCCUACGUGCUUCAAACAGUCCAGAAUCCCCCCCUCCAAUGACUUUAAAGCAGGGAUGAAACUUGAGGCACGGGACCCUCGAAACUCUAACUCUGUGUGCAUCGCAACGGUGAUGGGCAUGAUGGGUACUCGUCUACGCUUGCGUCUAGAUGGAAGUGACAACACCAACGACUUCUGGAGACUGGUCGACUCGUUAGACAUCCAACCAAUAGGAACCUGCGAGAGGAACGGAGACAUGCUGCAGCCACCGCUGGGUUUCAGGAUGAAUGCCUCCUCGUGGCCUAUGUUCCUCCUGCGGACGCUGAGUGGGGCAGAGAUGGCUCCUGCCUCUGCUUUUAAAAAGGAACCAGCCAACCCGGUUAAAAACUACUUCCAGCCUGGUAUGAAGCUGGAGGCGGUGGACAGGAAGAACCCCUACCUGAUUUGUCCCGCCACAGUGGGAGAGGUCAGAGGUCAGGAGAUUUUCGUCAUGUUUGAUGGCUGGCGAGGGGCCUUUGACUAUUGGUGCCCUUUCAACUCCAGAGACAUCUUCCCCGUGGGCUGGUGUGCCCUGACAAAACACAGUUUACAGCCUCCUGGAAAUUUCUUUACCCUCCCUGGUGCAUUCCUUGCUCCCGGUUCUUCAACCUCAGCCUCCCUGACGACACGUCGCUCCUCUUCAAACUCCUCCUGCUCCUCCAUGCAGACCUCAUACCGACUGCCCAACCCCUUGCCACCCCUCCCUGUGCGCAAGGGUGUCCGAGGUCGCCGUCCCAAAUCCCAGACUAUUGCUUUGUUGAAGGCAGCGGCCGAGGCUGCGGCGGCAGCAGCAGUAAAUGGAGCAUCACAGAGCCCUGCCAGAACGAGCUCUGAGGCCCCCAGACCACACAAGAAGAGAGGGCCCAAGCCGUGGAACAAGAGGAAGCCGGGGGUGGUGAAAUCCUUGGGGGCACCAGCAGUUACAGUUCCACCUCCAGAGACCAGGCUGAUCCCCGGACACGUCUCAGUAGACAACAACCAUAGCAACAGCUCAAAUGUAGUUUGCACAGUGUGUGUCUAUGUGAACAAGCACGGAGACAAUGGCCCGCAUCUUGACAGAAAACUAGUGCAGCAGCUCCCGGACCACUUCGGCCCGGCUCCAGUCAACGCAGUGCUUCAGCAGGCUGUUCAGGCCUGCGUGGACUGUACGUACCAGCCCUCUGUGAUGCUGUCGUUCCUACAGAGUCAGUCCCACACAGGAGGAGAGGUCAUCAGAGUGCGGUCUGAGCAUGGUAUCCGCUACGUGAAGCUGCCCUCUGCCUCCAGUACGUCGUCUGUGCUGCGGUUCCUGGAGAACAUGUGCCAACAUCUGGAGAGUGACAGUUUGUUCAGCUCGCAGCCGUUCAGCCCCUUCAACAACAACACACGCUUCUACAACAGGACCAAGUCAGAACCACUGUCCCACCCUGAGAACGGCCUGUCCAAAGAAGACUCCACAAAAGAUCUCGCUCCCGGCACCCGCCCCCUUCACACCGCAUCGGACUACAGAGUAACAAAGAAGGAGCGGCCAUAUUACCCUGGACACACGCACACGCCGCCACCCCUACGACGCGUUAACUCCAACCCGACUGAACUUGGCCAGAUGUGUCCACCCAGACGAGUUGAGGCGGCCAGCUCAACAACAGACCCAGACCACUUGAAACAGGACAAGGAUGUUUCAGGCAUCGACGCCUCUUCCUGGUCUGUUGAUGAUGUCAUGCAGUUUGUCCAAGAGGCUGACCCCCAAACUCUCGGUCCGCACGUCGAACUGUUCAGGAAACAUGAGAUUGACGGCAAAGCUCUGAUGCUGCUGCGCAGUGAUGUCAUUAUGAAGUACAUGGGACUGAAGCUGGGCCCGGCGCUUAAACUCUGUCAUCACAUCGAGAAGCUGAAACAGACCAAACAAUAGAGGAUGAAGGCGCUCUCCUUUUUCUACAGGGAUGAAGUGUAUACCCACCUGACCUAGGGUCGUAGCUACCAAUGAGGACACUGAGGUCAAGUCCUCGUAUUUUUGUUUUGUGUAUUUGGAGGCUGCAGGGAGUUUACAAGUACAAACCUACACAUGAUGGUCAUUCCCAGAUUUAAAAGAUUCCUGUCCUUUUUUUUUUUGGACAAAGACCAUAAAUCAACUUAACAGAGUGGGCACAACUGAAAUUAUUUCUCAUUUUGGAAGAAAACCUUGAAAAUCCAUUCCUGAAGAGUUAGUUCUCUUUUAUUUGUGUCUGGAAGACUUUCAAGCCGAACAGUUACAACUUGAGCUGAUGUGGCUUCAUGAUUGUAUUAUGAUUGGACAGUCAUGCUAUCAAACAUGCACAGGAGAUAUAGGCCUACAAUGACUGGAGUACUGAACGUGUUGACAUAAAUAAAGAGAAGGCCAUGAACUGUUUAGUUUGAGUGUUGUAAAGAACAAUAGUGUUCUUGAGAGGCACAUGGUGGGGAAACUGUUUUGUAUAAAGUCAUGCGAAAAGUUUUUUUGAUAUUAUUUUGUACUGUAACAAAGCGUAAGUGUAAUCAAAUGUUUUCCUUGCCUGAAAUAGUUUUUGCGUGCCCCAUCAGAUAACUACCUAUAUGACGAUGCUGUGUCUGAAUAAUUAUUUACGUCUCAACGUAUUUAUCUGUUUUCCAAUGGCAGAGAUACUCAUUUUCUGAACAUUUCAGAACCAUUUUCGAACCAAAUCAUGUGUGUUGUAUUUCACACUGUUGCUCUCCUUUAGUGGUCAUGAGUUGAUACUUUACUUGAAACCGUCUUGCUUUAAUGUGAAACUCAGGUUUAGUAGGAGUUGUUUCUUAAAAGAUGUUUUACAUAAUUAGCAUUUUGCGUUCAUUACUACGACAUAGAGGAACUGCACAAUAACCAAGUAUGUACAUUUUCUAUGCCAUCUGUCACUCCGCAGCCUUUCAUGUGUGUAUAUACGACUUUUUACUGUAAUUUGGACAAAAAAAUGUUUGAUGAAUAUGUUUGAUAUGCAUUCACACAAUUAAACAUUUGUUUACAUCA